Molecule: messenger RNA, 1473 nt
Organism: Anoplopoma fimbria (sablefish)
Lineage: Eukaryota; Metazoa; Chordata; Actinopteri; Perciformes; Anoplopomatidae
Product: cytochrome P450 2F2-like
Exons: 11
Coding region: 7-1473 (488 amino acids)
Biological process (GO): xenobiotic metabolic process
Cellular component (GO): intracellular membrane-bounded organelle; cytoplasm
Molecular function (GO): heme binding; iron ion binding; oxidoreductase activity, acting on paired donors, with incorporation or reduction of molecular oxygen, reduced flavin or flavoprotein as one donor, and incorporation of one atom of oxygen
Source: RefSeq, a predicted model, not a curated record
UCCAUUAUGUUUGUUUCUUUCAUUCUACUAUGUAUCUGUGUUUUCUACUUUAUUCUCUGUCUCAAAUGUCAGAGACCCAAGAACUUUCCUCCAGGGCCUCAUCCAUUACCGAUACUGGGGAACCUGUUGAACCUUAGCCUCGACAACCCCAUCGGGGACUUUGAGCGGCUGAGGACGUGCUACGGAAACGUCUACAGUCUCUUCUUCGGAUCCAAACCGGUCGUAGUCAUCAAUGGGUUGCAGGCAAUGAAGGAGGCCAUGAUAACUAAAGCUGCUGAUUUUGCCGGGCGACCCCAAAACAUUUUUAUUAGUGACCUCGACCACAAUGGAAUGGCUAUGGCUGAUUACGGCCCUGGUUGGAAGGAGCAUCGUCGCUUCGCUCUGAGGACCUUCAGGAGUUUAGGUCUGGGGAAGCAGUCCAUGGAGCAGAGGAUUCUAGGGGAGAUACAGUACACAAUGGAAACACUGGAAAGUAGCAUUGGUACGAUGAUGAGUCCGCAGAUCAUGUUUCAUAAUGCGGCCUUCAAUAUCAUCUGCCAGGUCCUGUUCGGAACACGUUAUGGCUAUGACGACAAUUUCUUCAAAGUGGUUGUUCAGUGCUUGAAAGAAAACUCCCAGUUACUUAACGGACCAUGGGCUAUGCUGUAUGACUCUGUUCCCAUUAUUCGAAACCUGCCGCUGCCCUUCAUGAAGGCGUUUAAGAACACUGAGACUUCUAAGAAACUUAUAACUCAUCUGGUCACUGAGCACAAAGAGACCAGGGUCCCUGGGCAACCGCGGGACUUUCUCGACUGCUAUCUGGAUGAACUGGAGAAGAGAGGCGAUAAUAGCUCCUCUUUCUGUGAGGAUCGACUCAUCGUGUUUGCUCUGGAUCUUCACUUCGCUGGUACUGACUCCAUGUCCAACACCCUGCUCACUGGCUUCCUCUAUCUCAUGACCUACCCACAUAUACAAGAGCGAUGUCAGCAGGAGAUAGACCGAGCAUUGGAAAAGAAGGAUCAUGUCAGUUACGACGAUAGACACAACAUGCCUUACAUGCAGGCUGUGAUCCAUGAAGUCCAAAGGAUAGCCAACACCGCCCCUUUCAGUGUCUUCCACUGUACAACAACUGACACACAGCUCAUGGGAUAUUUCUUACCAAGGGGUACAAUGAUCAUCCAAAACAUGAACUCGGUGCUGAGCUCGGAGGAACAAUGGAAAUUCCCUCAUGAAUUCAACCCUGAAAACUUCCUCAAUGACCAGGGAGAGUUCGUUAAGCCCGAGGCAUUCAUGCCUUUCUCUGCAGGUCCUCGUAUGUGUCUCGGAGAAGGUCUGGCUCGUAUGGAGCUCUUCCUCAUCAUGGUGACCCUGCUGAGGAAGUUUAAGUUCGUCUGGCCGGAGGAAGCAGGACAGCCAGACUACACCCCUGUGUACGGGAUCACUCUGUCCCCUAAACCCUACAGCAUGAAGGUCCAAGUCAGGGACACGCAGUAG